CACAUGUGCUCUGUCUCUGACAGCUGGGGGCUGAACUGUGUUUAGGUCCGUGUUUGGCUGCCAUGCAGCGGAGUAAGGCUGUGAGCGUGGAGGUGAAGCAGGUGAUCGCAGCUCUGGUCAGACUGCUGGCGGCCGCCGGGCUGGACGCGGUUCCCGCGCCGGAAGCUUUCAGACGCGCCAAGUUUGGAGGCGGACCCGAGGAGGACCAGUUUUGGCAGCUUCUCUCCGACAUCCUUCAGGCAGCUGGGGUGGUUUCUUCUGAGGACAGCCGGCAGCUGGGAGGAGAGCGCAGGAAGCUGGUGGCUGCAGGGCUGUGGCAGACUGGCUACCAUGCCGACUGGAUGUACGGGAGGGAUGGAGACGGCACGGAGGGCUUUUCCAGCAGAGACCUCCUGCUGGCGCUGGGCUGGCUGCUGGCGGCCGGAGCGCUGGAGAAACUGCUGACACAGCGAGUACAGCAGCUGGACAAAACCCUCCUCACAUCUGUACCUGUGAAAUUGGAGCUCUCCAGUGAGUUCCAGUUAGACUCUGCUUCCCUGAGGAGACUUCAGUGGCUCGUUGGACGUCUGAGACACCAGGGACGGACCCUGCUGUCCAUGACUCAAGUGCGAUCUCGAGCACUCCAUGCUGUGAGGAGAUCCUCUCAUUUCCAUUUCUACAAACUGAUGUUCUGUAUCUGUCAGAGAAAGCACAACAAAAUCCGGCUCUGGAGCAAACUUGUGUAG
Molecule: messenger RNA, 725 nt
Organism: Cololabis saira (Pacific saury)
Lineage: Eukaryota; Metazoa; Chordata; Actinopteri; Beloniformes; Belonidae
Gene: tedc1
Product: tubulin epsilon and delta complex 1
Exons: 4
Coding region: 63-725 (220 amino acids)
Source: RefSeq, a predicted model, not a curated record